Ostreococcus lucimarinus CCE9901 is the source of this 1407-nucleotide messenger RNA. RefSeq lists its product with no specific name. Lineage: Eukaryota; Viridiplantae; Chlorophyta; Mamiellophyceae; Mamiellales; Bathycoccaceae. The record is from RefSeq and is a predicted model, not a curated record. Gene Ontology annotation, molecular function: ATP binding; protein kinase activity. The transcript has 2 exons. The annotation marks the transcript as partial. Gene Ontology annotation, biological process: protein phosphorylation.
AUGGACGAGGACGGAUUGCCGCUGGUGUACGAUAAAGCACAGAUUCAAAAGUACUGGGAUAAGCAAGGCGGGGCGUUGCAACGACGAUGGGGGGAGUUUUUAAGCCUGAGCGUGCCGUUUUUGACGAAAGUGGCGACGCUCGCCAUCACGGGCGGAAGCGCCGAGUUGAGCAAAAACGACAGAGCGUUGGCGAAGGAUGCGAGGAUAAUCAUCGAAAAGCUUGGACCGACGUACAUCAAGGCGGGGCAGAUGAUGAGCGUGAGACCGGACGUGUUGCCGCAGGCGGCGCUGGACGAGUUGGCGGUGUUGCAAGAUUCGGUCAAGGCGUUCGAGACGUCGGUCGCCAUCGAUACCAUAGAGAGUGAGCUCGGCGGGCCUUUGGCUGAAUUCUUCGAUGAAAUUAGCGAAACACCCGUCGCGGCGGCGUCGCUGGCGCAAGUGUAUCGCGCGAAACUGAAGGGCAAGGAUGAGUACGUCGCUGUCAAAGUGCAACGGCCUAAGAUUUUGGACACCGUGUCGAAGGACUUGUACGUGUUGCGUCGCGCGGCGGAGGUGUAUCAAGGCUUGAUUGAGCGUUUCGCGCCGCAACAGCGCACGGAUUACGUCGGUUUAUUGAACGAAUGGGCGGUCGGCUUUUACACCGAGCUUGAUUUCUUGAACGAAGCUGCGAAUCAGCAAAAGCUGCGCGACCUGUUGAUGCAAGAGGAAGUCAAGGACAUUUACGUGCCAGAGGUGAAACACGAGCUUUGCACGCGUCGUAUCCUCGUAACUGAAUGGAUGGACGGCGUCAAACUGAGCGAUUGCCCGCCAGAAGAGAUUCGCGAGUUGGUCGGCAUCGGUCAAGAGUGUUUCCUCGUGCAGCUUUUGCAAGUUGGCUUCUUUCACAGCGAUCCGCACCCUGGAAAUUUGAUGAAGCUCAACGAUCCGUCCAAGGGCAAGCUGGCGCUUUUGGAUUUUGGACUCGUGGCUUCUAUUCAACAAGAAGACAUGGACACCAUGGUGAGCUCGAUCAUUCACUUGGCGAACAAGGAUUACCCAAGUCUGGUCGACGACUUCAUCAAUCUUAAAAUUUUACCGACGGACUGCGACCGGGCCAAGGUCGUGCCGUUGAUGGAUAAAGCGCUGUCACCGUACGUCAAGGGUGGUGGUGCGAAAAAUUCCACCGCCGGGGGAUUUCAAGCGAUGACGCAGGAUUUGUUGACGGUGUUGAACGACAUCCCGUUCUCGAUUCCGCCGUAUUUCGCACUCCUCGGACGCGCUGUCGUGACGCUCGAGGGCAUCGCGCUUCUGGGCAACCCGGAUUAUAGGCUCGUGAUGGAGGCGUACCCAUUCGUCGCUCGAAAGUUGCUUCGCGAAGACCGUCCGGAGGCGCAGCGGGCGUUGCAGGAGGUGUUGUAUGCCUCGACG